AGGAAGCAAUUUUUUCAUCAUGGCUGAUGAGACUACGAAGACUUUAUUACACGACCUACAACUUGCUCACUUGGUGGAAACUUUUGAAAAAAAUAAAAUCAGCAUGGAUGUAUUAGAAAUAAUAUCUGAAGCAUUGAUAUGUGAUCUUAUACCUAUUAUUGGUGACAGAGCCAAAUUCCUUAACUAUUGGCGUAAACAUUUUGGCAAAGAUGAAUGUGAUGAAAGUAAUGAUUAUCAUGCAAAUAAUAAAAAGAAAAGAGGUGAUGAUUCUAUGGCCGAUAGUUCAAUGAAAUCAGCUAAAAAACUAAAAGAUGAAGAAAAUUCGUCAAGUUCUGUCAACGUUUCAUAUAAUAAUAUUUAUGCUAAACAAUCACUGAAACCUCUGAAGGACCUGCUCAUGGAAUCUAUGAUAGGAAAAGAAAUUUUAGCCUCGUUUGAACAGAACAACUUUGUGCAUGAUAAACAUAGGAAUAAGCUGUGUCACAUAAUCAUAACAGAUUUAGAAAAUCGAUCAAUAAGCUUAAAUAAUGCGCUAGCAGACACGAUCGUUACAAUGAUUAUUAAAACCUUCCCAUCAGAAGCAGCAAAUACGUACUACAUACCACCAAUUGCAAAAAAAGAUUCUUCCAGUAAUAAAUCCAUACCUGCUCGUGGAAAAUUGAUGAGUAUGUGGCGGAACCGUCAAUGCCAAUAUAAAAAAUUGCAAGUGAAAGUAACCAAUGAGGCGAAAGCUGCAAAUGAUCAAAGCACUGAGCCCGAGACCAUACAAGAUGAUAUGAAACAUUCCCUGGACUGGUUAGAAAAGAAUCAAGCUCCGUGGGAUCUAGUUUUAGAGCAUUGGAAAAAAACUUCUGCUCAUCGAACCAAAGCAUUAAAACAAUCAACAGACAAAAAUUUGGUGGAUAUAUUUGAAACAUGGAAGCUGUAUAAGCAUCCUAGUGGAUAUGAAUUAAUUGAUGCUGAUUUUCAAUGCUUAAACUUAUCUAAAGUGAAUUUGGAUAAAGAUAUUUGGUUAAAAUUUGUAAAUACUUUGCAGCAGCAUACUUGUAUUAGCUCCAAAGAUGAAACAGCAAAGGUUCUUAUAGAAACAAUGAAGUCUAAAGAUGUUUCAGAUGAUUCCAUGAUAGCCAUGAGUCUUAGUUUACUUCCUCACUUGCUUCCACCAAGACGAAUGAAUAGGAUACAAAACAAGUGCUUCAAGCCAUCUGUCGGACUCGCAAAAGAUAGUUUCUUAAAAUUUGCAAAUAUUCCUGGAGACAUGAUGAGACUCAGGCAAGAAACAAAAGCGAGGGCUGCAGAACUUAAACUUUCAGUCCAGCCUUUUUUGAUCAUUGUAGGAUCUAUUGAAGAUGUACAAGACAUUUAUGUCUGUAUUGACAACGAGUUGUACAAAGUUCAAGGAGUUCUACAAGGCUUAGAUAUCUGUUUUAAGACUUUUCAUGUAUUCAACCUCGAGUAUCCUGUGGCCAGUGAGCAUUUAUGGAUAUUAAUUCAAAAAGGAAUCUACAAUAUCAAUUUACCCUACGAUCCGCAUAUUACAUCCAUUGAACAUGUGCUAAAGCAGCUAACUGAGAGGAAUACUGCAGAGGAGAAAACGUCGGAUUCGAACAAGUAAAAGUAACAUACAUUUCAAUCUCAAGAGCGAAUAUAAAGAAAAUCUUUUCUUGUUUUUCUUGCGUAUUGUAACUAGUGUUUUCAGUUUUUCGUUAACUAGGACACAUUUUUUAUUUUUAUCAUUAUUUCUUGUUCGUUUAUACA
This is a messenger RNA of Temnothorax curvispinosus, 1758 nucleotides long. RefSeq lists its product as uncharacterized. NCBI's taxonomy places the organism in Eukaryota, Metazoa, Arthropoda, Insecta, Hymenoptera, Formicidae. The transcript has 7 exons. Bases 20 to 1615 code for a protein of 531 amino acids. The record is from RefSeq and is a predicted model, not a curated record.